AUGUCUAAUCAAGUCGAUUAUAAUUUUGAGGAUGAUGUUGAUUUUGUGCCAUCAACUCCAAAUGAAGUACAAUCUGUUAGUAGUACAGUAGAUGAAACUCAGACUACAGGGACACAGAGAAAAAGAACCUCUCGUGCAUGGGAUCAUUUCACACAACAAAAUAUUGAUGGAAAAAUUAAAGCAGUUUGCAAGUAUUGCGAGCGUAAGCUGGUGGGAGAACGUUCUAAAGGGACCAUACAUUUAAAUUCUCACGUAGAGAGGUGUCUGGUAAGAAAGGCCCAACUUGCCGCUAAUCCCAGUGCAACUGCAAGCCCUUCAGUUACUUUUAAUUUUGAUCCUAAUUUACGAAGGAUCAAGUUGGCUCAAAUGAUUGUAAAGCACAAAUAUCCCUUGUCUACGGUUGAGCAUAGUGGGUUUAUAGAAUAUUCAAGCACUUUAUGUCCCAUAUUUAAAAUGGUGUCAAGGAAUACGGUUAGGUCUGACAUUAUGAAAAUGUAUAAACCUGAGAAAGAAAAGUGCAGGAAAAAUUUGGAAAAAAGUAGGAGAAAAAUAGCCAUAACCAUUGACAUGUGGACUGCAAAUCAUCAGAAGAGGGGAUAUAUGGCUGUAACAGCUCAUUUUAUUAAUGAUUCUUAA
Cannabis sativa is the source of this 636-nucleotide messenger RNA. Its product is annotated as zinc finger BED domain-containing protein DAYSLEEPER-like. NCBI's taxonomy places the organism in Eukaryota, Viridiplantae, Streptophyta, Magnoliopsida, Rosales, Cannabaceae. The coding region runs from base 1 to 636 and encodes 211 amino acids. The record is from RefSeq and is a predicted model, not a curated record. The transcript has a single exon. Gene Ontology annotation, molecular function: DNA binding.